AUGGCGCCGAGCCCCACGCUGAAGAGCUCUUUGACCCAGGCAUUUCCGCCAAAGCCCAAGUUCACCGAAAAUAACUUGCCAGACCUCACAGACAAGAUUUACAUAGAACUGACCCGGCUGCUCUACACGAAACAUGCCAAAAUCUACAUGAUGGCUCGCUCGGAAGAGAAGACGAAAACGGCUAUCGAAGAUAUUCAGAAGACCACACCAAAUUCCGCCGGGUCCCUCCACUACAUCAAGCUGGAUCUCGCCGACCUGAGCACUAUAAAGCAGACAGUGCAGAGAUUUCUGGACUCGGAGACGAAGCUUCACGUCCUGUUCAACAACGCAGGGGUGUUGUCAGGCGCCAAAGAGAUGACCCUCACGGCUCAAGGCCACGAGCUGCAUACAGGCGUGAACGCCCUGGGCUCAUUCCUCCUAUCCCAGCUUCUGACCCCGAUCCUCACGGAGACGGCCCGCCUGGAGCCUGCUGGCACGGUCCGCGUCGUCUGGGUCGCAUCGUCCGCGGCAGAAAUGUUCGCCGAGGAGAGGGUCGGCGUCAGGCCCGAGACUCUCAGCCCGGAGGCCCAGGGGUCCCGGAACGGGCUCGAGCGGUACUGGCAUAGUAAGGUCGCCAACUGGGCCCACGCCACCGAGUAUGCAAGGCGCCAUCAGGCGGACGGAGUCGUCAGCGUCGCGGCCAACCCGGGGAACCUGCAGUCGGACCUCUACCGCGACCAGGGCUUCUUGUUCCGCGCCGCCGGGAAACUCCUCAUGUAUCCGCCCCUCAGCGGGGCGUACACGGAGCUCUUCGCCGGUUUGUCUCCUGAUGUGGACAUUUCAAACACUGGGUGCUGGAUUGUCCCGUUUGGCCGCAUCUAUCCCAUUCGAGAAGACAUGAUGUAUGCGACCAAGUCCGAAGCCGAGGGCGGGACUGGAGGAAAUUGUAAAUUUUGGGAAUGGAGUGAGGGGCAGGUCGCAGCGUUUGUUUAA
Messenger RNA from Diaporthe batatas, 972 nucleotides. RefSeq lists its product as uncharacterized. The record is from RefSeq and is a predicted model, not a curated record. The coding region runs from base 1 to 972 and encodes 323 amino acids. The transcript is spliced from 3 exons. NCBI's taxonomy places the organism in Eukaryota, Fungi, Ascomycota, Sordariomycetes, Diaporthales, Diaporthaceae.